Molecule: messenger RNA, 1982 nt
Organism: Amphibalanus amphitrite
Lineage: Eukaryota; Metazoa; Arthropoda; Thecostraca; Balanomorpha; Balanidae
Product: methyl farnesoate epoxidase-like
Exons: 1
Coding region: 356-1777 (473 amino acids)
Biological process (GO): xenobiotic metabolic process
Cellular component (GO): cytoplasm; intracellular membrane-bounded organelle
Molecular function (GO): oxidoreductase activity, acting on paired donors, with incorporation or reduction of molecular oxygen, reduced flavin or flavoprotein as one donor, and incorporation of one atom of oxygen; heme binding; iron ion binding
Source: RefSeq, a predicted model, not a curated record
CGACCGACGAUAUUGUUGUAAAAAUGUUACAAAGUUGAGUGACACAUUGCAGUUGAGUUUAGCCAGUGUAGGUUGGGUGAGGGGUUAGGGGCUGCGUUGGGAGUGUGUGCUGUCGCUGUGCAGUAGAGGUGUGCACUGCAUCCCCUACUGUGCCACCAGUCGGUACAUCACCUGUGUUCUCCGGUCGGCCCCUGUGGCGGUUCGACCCCCAGUGGGCGCUCAGGGUCCGCCCCACACCGCGGACGCGGACCCUCGUCCUCAGUGCUACUGAAGAGACCCACCGGGACGGAAGCUCAUCUAACUCACACUCACCAAACUCAGACUGUGUGUAGUCUGAGAGGACACCCAUCUCGCCAUGCUCCCUGUGGUGGUGUCAGUGGUACUAGUGAGCGUCGCACUGCUGCUACUAUGGCCCCGUCGGCCCUCCGGUGGGCCCCCAGGGCCUACUCCAGUCCCCAUAAUCGGAACUCUGGCCUUUGUCGGAGCCAAAACCCGCGACGAUCUAUUCGACGUCCUGUGCUCACUGCCAGCGCGAUUUGGAAGCAUGGUGGGCUUCUACGCCGGCGGGACAUACAACGUCUACAUGACAGGACUGGAGACUACGAGAGCGGCAAUGUCCCAGCACGCAGCGAACGGGCGGUUUGCUGGCUCGGCUCAGCUGGAGUUAUCCUACGGCAAGAGACGGGGUGUGAUCGUGGCUGAAGGUGAGCGAUGGGCUCGACACUCACCCCUAAUGCGAGCCGCACUGGGAGAAAUGUUACGCUCUGGUGAAAUGGAGCUCCUGAUCCGUACAGAAGUCAACGAGCUUGUCACUGAGCUCGCCGAUGCACGCGAGCCCGUGCCAGUGAAGAGUCUGUUCAGAUGGCGCUACUUUAACCUCUCGUGGACUAUCGUUACUGGUCAGAGACUACCAGCGGCCGAGGCACAGCGGCUCGCUCAUCUGUUCACUCUCGAGAUGAGCGCACUUCAGAACACCUGGGUGAACAACUCGGUCCUGCGCACAAUUUUCCCGGAAAGGAGCGGGUUCGCUGACGUGUUGCGCUACAGAGACGCCGUACGCGCGGCGUUUGCUGCGGCCGUGCGAGGCGGAGGUGGAACAUUUGUCGCCAAAGUACGUGCUGCUCAACCGGACCCGGCCGCCUGGCGACCGGAGGUGGACGAGGACCUCGUUAUGUUUUUCUUUGACUUCAUGAACGGUGGCUGCGAGACAACCAGUUCGUUCUUUGAGUGGUCUAUGGCGUACCUGCUGAGGGAGCCAGAACUGCAGCGGAGGCUGCGUAAGGAGGUUGCCGCGCUCCCCUCCCAGCCCACACUGGCUCACCGGGCUAACGCACCGCUGCUGCGAGCCUUUGAGACUGAAGUGUUUCGUCGCUCCUCCCUAACACCAGCCGGAGUGCCGCACCGAUCACUGCAAAACUUCAAGGUGGGCGGAUACAACGUCCCAGCCGGAACCACCCUACGCUACGACAUUAUGGGAGCUCACUGGGAUCCAGCCCGGUGGUCCGACCCUCUCCGCUUCCGACCAGAGCGCUUCCUACGUAACGGAAAGUUCGUGGGCAGCGAGGAUGUCGUCCCGUACGGGAUCGGUCUGCGCCGCUGUACCGGCGAAAAGUACGCCGAGGCGUACCACUUCAUGCUGCUCGCCAGUCUUCUGCGAGAGGUGGCUGUGGAGCCGGCCCCCGGUGCGGCACUGCCCACAGAAGCAGCCUCCAUCGGUCUGGUGCGGCUCUGCCUGCCGUUUGACGUGGUCUGCCGCCGUGCUCAGCCGCCCCAAUGAACGGGCUGAGAGGCAGACUGACGACAGAGAAGACAGGGUACACGGUGCUGGGCAUAUAAUCACUGGGGUUUGGUGACAAUUCGUUUAUAGUGGAGGUCGGGGUCUGCUAGACACCCUGUUCCUGGGGCUAGUCUAUAUUUUCAACCAGUGUUAUCCUGGACUUUUUUGCAUUCUUAUGUCUUACAUAAUACAUGAUAUUAUGAAA